Lampris incognitus (smalleye Pacific opah) is the source of this 1146-nucleotide messenger RNA. RefSeq names its product RASD family member 2b (gene rasd2b). NCBI's taxonomy places the organism in Eukaryota, Metazoa, Chordata, Actinopteri, Lampriformes, Lampridae. Gene Ontology annotation, molecular function: GTPase activity; GTP binding. The transcript is spliced from 2 exons. The record is from RefSeq and is a predicted model, not a curated record. The coding region runs from base 1 to 1146 and encodes 381 amino acids.
AUGGAAAUGGACGGAGUCUCCUCCACCAGCUCCCAGAGCCCCUCCGUCCAUGUGAUGCACCAGCUCAGCUGCUUAAGCCUCGACGGCCCCAAGCUUCAUGCGAGCAGAGACGCGCAGCGCGCAGGCUCCUCCGCCAGUUCGUUUGCGCACAAACAAGCCUCCGGACUGAAAGCGGGUAUGGGGAUCCUUAAAAUGGCUACCUCUCAGUGGAAACAGGAAAAGAGGACGCAGUCCGGAGCCGUCAUCGCCAAAAUGCGCGGCUCCUCCGGCGGCCUCCCAUGUAAGAGGUCUCCGUUAGACCAGCUGGCGGCUUUGCUCCUCCGCGGCCAAACGCGCCUCCGCCAGCUUGGCGCGCCGCACCGCCAAGACUCCCAGUGCUCCACGAAACCGCAGAACUGUAAGCGCGUCGUGGUUCUCGGCGCGCCGCGGGUCGGCAAAACCUCCAUCCUCCGAAGAUUCCUGCGGGACGGGUUUGUCGAAGAGUACAAGCCUACGUCUGAGGAUUUUCACCGAAAACUGUUCCGUAUUCGCGGUGAGACCUAUCAAAUUGACAUCCUGGACGCGUCCGGGGAGAGAAGCUUCCCAGCCAAGAGGCGUCUCUCCAUCCUUACCGGCGACAUUUUUCUGCUGGUGUUCAGUUUAGACGACCGGAGCUCUUUUGAGGAGGUCUGCGCCCUGCGAGCGGAAAUUCUGGCGGCCAAGACCAAACUCUUCAAAUCCAACGCACCGGGUCAGCCUGCACAAGUGCCCCUGAUAGUAUGCGCCAACAAGGCGGAUCUACCGCCGACGGAGAGGUUGGACGUGUCUCGGUCCGAGGUGCUGCAGGCUCUCGGCGAGGACUGCGCCUACUUUGAGACUUCCGCCAGAGACAGCACUAAUUUAGAGAAGGUUUUCGAGACCCUGGCCAAGAGGGGCGGGCUGCCGACCGAAACUGUCCCGUCGCAGCACCGCAAAGUCUCCCUCCGCUCGUACCUGGCGGUGCGGACGGGCCGUGUGUCCGGGAGAGGGCGGCAGACGGCGAGCUGUGACGAUGACCCCUGCGGCGCGCUGUUCCCGCUGGCCCGUCGGCCGAGUUUCAGCACUGACCUCCGUCAAGUCAUGGGUCUUCACGCGGCCCCCAAGCCCGGCAAACCGCCGGAGAAGUGA